AUGAAGAUUUAUAUAUUUAUUCUUAGUCUCGUAACGAUCAUUUCGUCGGUAAUAAGUUUCAGAGAAGAUUUAUUAUUAGCAUCGAAUGUCAAGUCAUGGAUCACAGAUCACAAUUUUACAGAGAUCAUCAAUUUGUCAUUUUCCUUUUCUAAAUGUUGCAACGUCCUUUUAAGCGAUUCAACGGAAGAUUCGGAAAUAUUUUUCGAUCGCUUCAGAACCAUCUAUCCUUACGAUUAUUUCUUGAAACGGAACACGAACGAAUACGAGCAAGAAUGUAACGGAUAUCUUUUGUUAGGAUCGUAUGACGACGAAAUUAUGGAGUUUGUGAGAAAAAUACCGUCUUUAUUGUGGAACACAGAAAUUCUAAUCAUUGUGGAUAAUGAUAUUUCUAUAGACUCUAACAUUCUUGAUAAUUCCAUUUAUGGAAUUGCAAGUGUAAAUAUUAUUUCUAUGUCGGGUAUAUGGAAAUUAUCCGACAAUUAUUUGAAUCCGCGAGUAUUUGUUAAAUUUGAUAGAUACGAAGAGAUAAAGAUCGACGAGAAUAUUAAUUUUCGCGGGCAAGAAUUACAAGUUUGCAGUAUUUAUAAUCCUCCCAUGACUUACUUGAACCAUACAAUUCGGAAAACGAUCAAUGGGUUCGAAGCUGAAGUGUACGCAAUGGAUAACGAUUUGGACUGGGACGGUAUCGAAAUGAGAUUGUUCUUAAUAAUGGCGGAAAAAUUAAAUUUUACGUGGACCAUAAGAAAACCAGAGGGAAAUUACACAUAUGGGAAACGAUUCAACGAAACGUAUUGGAUUGGCGGUAUCAUACAAAUGUUAAUCGAUCAAAAGGUGGAUAUCGCGUUUGCUAGCAUUUGGGUGACAUUGGAUCAGAAUAGAUUCGUUACAUUGUCGAUACCUUGGUACGAUGUGUAUCUCCAUUUCUUGGUGCCGCGUCCACAUCGAACCUCAAGUUUUUGGGCGUUGAAAAAACCGUUUUCCAAGAAAAUUUGGUGCUUGCUUCUCUCCGCGUUGCUCCUGCACAGCCUUUACACUUACGUUCGUUCAUGGAUCGACUCUAAAUUUCCAAAACGAUAUCGAAAUUUUCUAAUUACUUUCAUCGAUUUAAUUGGAUAUUUGUUAAGCAGCUCGGUGCCAAGGACUGUUGUACCGAACAGAGUACAGAUACUUCUUUGGCAGACUGUAGGCUGGUUAAUAAUUGCUGCAUAUUGCAGUAGUCUUGCUGCUAGACUUUCAACUUGGGAAUACGAAAGUAGGAUCGAUACAUUCAAGCAAUUCAUCGAGGCGAAUUUAUCAUGGGGGAAAUCUGGUCAACCGCCACCGUUUAACGAUUACUUUGAUCUUAGCGAUCCACACUCGGCUCAAUUGCGAAACAGAUAUUAUCAAAUAGAAAAUAAUACGCAAUUGGAGAGAUUUUUAAUGGAAGGUAAUUAUGCAAUUCUGGGCAAAAUAAUCGAAACGUGUUUCAUUCCGAACGAUUAUAUAACAACUGAAAGUCUCAAGAAUUAUAGAUUGAUGAGAGAAUCGUUGGGACACUUUUAUGCCUCUUUCGCGAUUCAACCACGGUUACUAAAGCCUAUAAAUAAAAUGAUUCUAUGGUUGAAGGAGACCGGUAUUGUAAUUUGGCAUUUACGUGAUGUCAUACGAAGACGAGUUAUUGUUAAUUCAAUUACGGAUUGAUUGAAAAGUAAUAUGCAUAUUAUGUGUAAAUGCGAGAUAAAGAUUAUUAUAUGCCAUUGAAAUAUAAGUUAUAUUUUCUAUAUUUCUAAAGAUCAUAAUAUGAUUUUUACGAUAAAUCUACGAGAUAAAUAUGUGAUAAAUCUAUAUAUUUUAAUCGAGUACAAUGAAAAUUGAUAAAUAUUGGUUCAUUAUUAUCGACUACAUUAUAUAAUCAUAACAUAAUCAUGAUUUUUAAUUUUUUUUCUGUAUAAAAGAAUGUUAAAAAUAUAUAUAUAUAUAUUUAUUGAAUUAUUAACAAUUUAAGAUUCAGAAUUAUUCAAUGAAGAAAUGCAAAUGUUAGAGAAAAAAUUUAUAUAUAUUUUGGAAGUGUUGGAAGUAUGUUGAUAAGUAAAAAAUAAUUUUAGCUAAUGAAUACUUUUUUAUUUUCGAAAUUGUUUUACUUGAAUGUGCAUUAAAUUAUGUCUUGUAAAAUUGCUAUUCAUUGUUUAUUCUUUUAACAAAUUAAAAUUGGUUAUAUAAUAUAUAUAUACGUAAAUGCACAAUUCUGCAAUUCUUUGAUAUUUAAUUUUAUACAUGAAUAAUAUAAACAUCUAUGUAUUAUGAACCAUAUAUCAAUACAUAAAUAAUUAGUGUAUUAUGAAUGCAUAUUAGUAUAAAUAUAAUACCUAUAAUA
This is a messenger RNA of Apis cerana (Asiatic honeybee), 2353 nucleotides long. RefSeq names its product ionotropic receptor 21a. NCBI's taxonomy places the organism in Eukaryota, Metazoa, Arthropoda, Insecta, Hymenoptera, Apidae. The record is from RefSeq and is a predicted model, not a curated record. Gene Ontology annotation, molecular function: ligand-gated monoatomic ion channel activity. Gene Ontology annotation, cellular component: membrane.